CCCCGCCCCCAGCGCACGCGCAUGCGCCCGGGGGCCCCGCCGCCCCGCUCUAUCCUACUCCGGCUCCCGCCGGCGUUCAGGACACUGGGUUCCCUACAAGCUGCCCCAGGCUUAAUGAUUGUCCAGAAGGUGGCUAUAAAGGGAGCCUGGGAGGCUGGGUGGAGGAGGGAGCCAGAAAAAGCCUAACUCAGCAGAUCUGGGCACCGAGAGAGCCACCGGCAGGAGCUGUGGUCAGAGGCUCCGUGUCCCCACCAGUGGGGCCUGCUCCCUUCCACCAUGGCGGCCCGAGGCUACGGCUUUUACCGCGCUGUGAUCUUCUCGGCCAUGUUUGGAGGCUACAGCCUGUACUACUUCAACCGCAAGACCUUCUCCUUCGUCAUGCCGUCGUUGGUGGAGGAGAUCCCUCUGGACAAGGAUGACUUGGGGCUCAUCACCAGCAGCCAGUCGGCAGCCUAUGCCAUCAGCAAGUUUGUGAGCGGGGUGCUGUCUGACCAGAUGAGUGCUCGCUGGCUCUUCUCUUUGGGGCUGCUUCUGGUUGGCGUGGUCAAUAUAGCGUUUUCCUGGAGCUCCCUGGUACCCGUCUUUGCUGCUCUGUGGUUCCUCAAUGGCCUGGCACAGGGGCUGGGCUGGCCUCCAUGUGGGAAGAUCCUGCGGAAGUGGUUUGAGCCAUCUCAGUUUGGCACUUGGUGGGCCAUUCUGUCCACGAGCAUGAACCUGGCUGGAGCGCUGGGCCCCAUCCUGGCGACCACCCUCGCCCAGAGCUACCACUGGCGCGGCACGCUGGCCCUGUCCGGGGCCCUGGGUGUGGUUGUCUCCUUCCUCUGCCUCCUGCUCAUCCACAACGAGCCUGCCGAUGUUGGACUCCGAAACUUGGACCCCACUCCCGCCAAGGGCAAGAAGGGUUCCUUGAAGGAGGAGAGUACCUUGCAGGAGCUGCUGCUAUCCCCCUACCUGUGGGUGCUCUCCACUGGCUACCUUGUGGUAUUUGGAGUAAAGACUUGCUGUACCGACUGGGGCCAGUUCUUCCUUAUCCAGGAGAAAGGACAUUCAGUCCUCGUGGGUAGCUCCUACAUGAGUGCGCUGGAGGUUGGGGGCCUUGUAGGCAGCAUUGCAGCUGGCUACCUGUCAGACCGGGCCAUGGCAAAGGCAGGGCCGUCCAUCUACGGGAACCCUCGGCAUGGCCUGUUGCUGUUCAUGAUGGCUGGCAUGACCGUGUCCAUGUACCUCUUCCGGUUAACUGUGAGCAGUGACUCCCCCAAGGAUGUUGCUUUCUGGACUCCAGCUCUUCACCCACUCGCUGAGCUCAUAGGCUUUACGGAGCAUGAGCUCUGGAUCCUGGUGUUGGGAGCUGUGUUUGGUUUCUCUUCUUACGGUCCCAUUGCCUUGUUCGGAGUUAUAGCCAAUGAGAGCGCCCCUCCCAACUUGUGCGGCACCUCCCACGCCAUUGUGGGACUCAUGGCCAAUGUGGGCGGCUUUCUGGCUGGGCUGCCCUUCAGCACCAUUGCCAAGCGCUAUAGCUGGAGCACAGCCUUCUGGGUGGCUGAAGUGAUCUGUGCACUCAGCACAGCUGCCUUCUUUCUCCUGCGAAACAUCCGCACCAAGAUGGGCCGAGUGCCCAAGAAGGCUGAGUGAAGAGUACAGGCUCCAGUGCAUCCUCUCCCACCUGUGGCCUUCCCCUGCAAGGGGCUGGGGGGGAGAGCGGGGCAGAGAGAAAGAAAGGGGGGCUGCUCCGGUUAGCACCGAACCUUUGAUUUCCUCUUGUGCGCCUUUCCCCUUGCCCAGGUGGCGCUGGAAGUUACCAGUGGCUAAUGAGGUCCCAGCUCCCCAUCCCGUGUUCUAUUUAAAAGGCAACUUUUGUUCCUGGACUCCAUUAGCUCCUAUUUCCUGGCUUCAAACAGGAAACCCCUGCAGUCAGGAAGUCCCCUAAACCCUAUUCUUCCCCUCCUGGGCCCUCCCACGCCAUCCCCAGUAGAGGUGAGACUCCUCCUGCAGCUGCAGGCUACCAGUGACCCAUGAUUGCUGCCCUAAGGCCUCUUAGCACCGAAAACGGUUAUUGCCAAUACCUUCGAUUCCAAGGGGAGAGGAGGCCAUGACGUUCACUAGUACCCUGUGGACGGUGUGGGGCAUGGGCGGGAGGGGGGAGGACUUGACACAGAUUAAAACUAGA
Molecule: messenger RNA, 2167 nt
Organism: Zalophus californianus (California sea lion)
Lineage: Eukaryota; Metazoa; Chordata; Mammalia; Carnivora; Otariidae
Gene: SLC37A4
Product: solute carrier family 37 member 4
Exons: 10
Coding region: 277-1632 (451 amino acids)
Biological process (GO): glucose-6-phosphate transport; phosphate ion transmembrane transport
Cellular component (GO): endoplasmic reticulum membrane
Molecular function (GO): glucose 6-phosphate:phosphate antiporter activity
Source: RefSeq, a predicted model, not a curated record